AUGGCACAAACAGAGCACGAUGGCGACCAGGCGCCUCUUAUCAACGACAACCCACUGCUACAAUCUUACUACUACUCUUUAGAGUCGCGCGUAGGGUACAGAUUUGUCCUUGGGGGUACCCGCCAUUUUGGGUACUGGGACAAUGACAGAUAUUGGCCGUUCCCCAUUUCCAAGGCCUUGCGCGCAAUGGAGGACAAGCUGGCCGAAGUGCUCGCCCUUCCGGCAGGCGCACAAGUGCUUGACGCUGGCUGCGGAGUCGGCCACGUCGCUCUGCGCCUAGCGAAGAAAUUCAAGCUUCGCAUAUCUGGUAUCGAUGUCAUUGACCAUCACAUUGUCAAGGCCCGGAGGAACAUCGCGAGCUCAGGCGUGCCAGCUGGGCAAGUCACAGUACGGAAAAUGGACUACCAUCACCUGGAAUCUUUCAAAGACGAGUCCUUUGAUGGUGCUUAUACUAUGGAGACCUUCGUACACGCCACAGACCCCGAAGCAGUCCUCGCAGGGCUUUAUCGCAUCCUCCGACCAGGUGGCCGCGUCGCGCUUUUCGAGUACGACCACAACUUGCUGGAAAACGAGCCAGAAGACAUGGCAAAAUCAAUGCGACAGAUCAAUCACUACGCGGCGAUGCCGACGAAUGACAUUUCCGACGUUGGCGUUUUCAAGCGAAUGCUAGAGGAUGCAGGCUUUGAAGACGUUGUUGUGCGUGACUUCUCUGACAACAUUCGCCCUAUGACUAGGGCUUUCUUCCUCUUGGCCGUCAUUCCUUACUACAUCAUCAAGCUGUUGCAUUUGGAGCGCUUCUUUAUCAACACGAUCGCUGGAGUUAACACAUACCUAGGCCACGGGCGAUGGCGGUAUGUUGCUAUCACGGCUACCAAGCCAGGUUCAACGAUUGAAGCUCCCAAAUCGAAGUAG
Pestalotiopsis fici W106-1 is the source of this 912-nucleotide messenger RNA. RefSeq lists its product as uncharacterized. Gene Ontology annotation, cellular component: endoplasmic reticulum. Gene Ontology annotation, biological process: ergosterol biosynthetic process. Gene Ontology annotation, molecular function: sterol 24-C-methyltransferase activity. The record is from RefSeq and is a predicted model, not a curated record. The transcript has a single exon. Lineage: Eukaryota; Fungi; Ascomycota; Sordariomycetes; Amphisphaeriales; Sporocadaceae. Bases 1 to 912 code for a protein of 303 amino acids.